Molecule: messenger RNA, 962 nt
Organism: Chiroxiphia lanceolata (lance-tailed manakin)
Lineage: Eukaryota; Metazoa; Chordata; Aves; Passeriformes; Pipridae
Exons: 3
Coding region: 1-933 (310 amino acids)
Source: RefSeq, a predicted model, not a curated record
AUGUGGGUCCCUGGAGCUGGAUAUGGAGCCCUGGAGAAGGAUGUGGGGCCCUGGAGCUGGAUGUGGGGCCCUGGAGAAGGAUGUGGGGCCCUGGAGAAGGAUGUGGGGCCCUGGAGCUGGAUGUGGGGCCCUGGAGAAGGAUGUGAGGCCCUGGAGCUGGAUGUGGGGCCCUGGAGCUGGAUGUGGGGCCCUGGAGCUGGAUGUGGGGCCCUGGAGAAGGAUGUGGGGCCCUGGAGAAGGAUGUGGGGUCCUGGAGCUGGAUGUGGGGCCCUGGAGCUGGAUGUGGGGCCCUGGAGAAGGAUGUGGGGCCCUGGAGCUGGAUGUGAGGCCCUGGAGCUGGAUGUGGGGCCCUGGAGCUGGAUGUGGGGCCCUGGAGAAGGAUGUGGGGCCCUGGAGCUGGAUGUGGGGCCCUGGAGCUGGAUGUGGGGCCCUGGAGAAGGAUGUGGGGCCCUGGAGAAGGAUGUGGGGCCCUGGAGCUGGAUGUGGGGCCCUGGAGAAGGAUGUGGGGCCCUGGAGAAGGAUGUGGGGCCCUGGAGCUGGAUGUGGGGCCCUGGAGAAGGAUGUGGGGCCCUGGAGAAGGAUGUGGGGCCCUGGAGCUGGAUGUGGGGCCCUGGAGAAGGAUGUGGAGCCCUGGAGAAGGAUGUGGGGCCCUGGAGCAGGAUAUGGACCCUGGAGCACAGAUGUGACCCUGGAGCAGGGAUGUGGACCCUGGAGCAGGAUGUGACCCUGGAGCAGGGAUGUGGACCCUGGAUCAGGAUGUGGACCCUGGAUCAGGAUGUGACCCUGGAUCAGGAUGUGACCCUGGAGCAGGGAUGUGACCCUGGAGCAGGGAUGUGGACCCUGGAGCAGGAUGUGACCCUGGAGCAGGGAUGUGACCCCGGAUCAGGAUGUGGGGCCCUGGAGCAGGAUAUGGACGCUGGAGCCAGGAUGUGACCCUGGAGCAGGGAUGUGACCCUGGAUCA